This is a messenger RNA of Strongylus vulgaris, 436 nucleotides long. Lineage: Eukaryota; Metazoa; Nematoda; Chromadorea; Rhabditida; Strongylidae. The record is from the annotation of a GenBank genome assembly.
UUUUUAUACUUUAAUUUCUGAUGAGAUUAAUGGCAAAUUCUAUUAGUAUGCUGAAUAUCCAGAAUCUUCAAGUACAAUCGAUGUUAUUAUUUAGGUCCGCUUGAAAAACUAUUACAACUAUCCUCCGACACUCUCCAUCGGAUGGGGUAGUCAAUCGGACAAGCGUGUGAUCUCAGAUUUCGAAAUACUGAACGUUUCACAUUACAUAACCUACUACAGGCACGGUAACACCACGUCGCUGGAACCAUUAACAGCAAAUGAAAUGGCGGUCGAUUCUGCAUACGACUAUUUACAUCAGAAGACACAGCAUUAUGUUCACAGUCAGUAUGCUGCUGCCUUGCUUGGUAUGAGCAUCACUUCAGUUGAUCCACAGUUCACAAACACACCGCUCCAUCUCUAUAGUCCACCCAGACCUUGGCACGAGGUUUCCGAGUGA